AUGAGACAUCCAGCUGAUUCUCCAGCUUGGCAAACUUUUGACCAUCUACAUCCAGAAUUUGCUAAGGAUUGUCGAAAUGUUAGAUUGGGGUUGGCAUCUGACGGGUUUAAUCCAUUCAACAACAUGAGUUCUACACACAGUACUUGGCUUGUAGUUUUAAUACCAUAUAACUUACCUCCGUGGAUGUGUAUGAAGCAACCGUACUUCAUGUUGUCCUUGUUAAUACCCGGACCAUUCUCUCCUGGGAAUAAUAUUGAUGUUUAUCUACAGCCUCUAGUUAAAGAAUUGACCGAAUUGUGGGAUUUUGGCAUUCAAACUUAUGAUGCAUCCCAAAAAGAAAAUUUUCAAUUGCAUGUAGCUCUGUUGUGGACCAUUAGUGAUUUCCCUGGAUAUGCAAUGUUAUCUGGCUGGAGCACUAAAGGUGAAUAUGCUUGUCCUGUUUGUCACAAGUUCACUCAUGCACGACGGUUGACUCAUAGUUUCAAAUAUUGCUAUAUGGGUCAUCGGAGAUUCUUAGAUAGUAAGCAUAAAUUUAGAAAGCAAGCCCAAUUCUUUGAUGGCACCGAAGAACAUGGAAAGCGACCACCUUUGCAAACCGGGGAUAUGAUUAAUGUUUGUGAAAAUAUUUGGGGGACAUUGCUGGAUAUUGAGGAUAAAGCAAAGGACCAUUAUAAUUCCCGCCGUGAUUUGAGAGAAAUGGGAAUAAGAAAAGAGCUGCAUCCCAUUGAGACAGAACCUGGAAAGCAAUUGAUGCCUAUAGCUUUGAGAAAGACUUUGCCAAAAUCAGUGCGCUAUCCUUUGAUUCGAUUGAGUAGAUACUUCAGGCAGCUUUGUUCUAAAGUUAUUUGUCCUCAAGAUGUGGUUCGUUUGGAAAGUGAAAUUGCCGUCAUACUCUGCGAUCUUGAGAAAUGCUUCCCACCAACCUUCUUCGAUGUCAUGGUGCAUUUAGUUGUUCAUUUGGCAACUGAAGUGAAAUUAGGUGGCCCGGUGUAUUAUCGUUGGAUGUAUCCUAUAGAGAGGCCUGAAGGUUCGAUUGCUCAAGGGUACUUGGCAGAAGAAUGCAUUAACUUUUGCUCAUUGUAUCUUGCGGACUAUGUUGAGACAAAAUUCAAUCGUCCAAGCAGAAAUGAAGAAGUACAUAAGGAAAUUGAAGAUGGUUUAGAUAUAUUCUCUGAAUCAGGACAUCCUUUGGGGAGGGGCAAGCCAACAGUCUUUGAUGCUCAUAUCUUGAGUAAAGCACAUCAGUAUAUUUUAUUUAAUUGUGAUGCUGUCACACCUUACAUAGAGCAGCAUCGUAUAUUGAUAGAAGAAUGA
This is a messenger RNA of Coffea eugenioides, 1314 nucleotides long. RefSeq lists its product as uncharacterized. Lineage: Eukaryota; Viridiplantae; Streptophyta; Magnoliopsida; Gentianales; Rubiaceae. The coding region runs from base 1 to 1314 and encodes 437 amino acids. The record is from RefSeq and is a predicted model, not a curated record. The transcript has 5 exons.